AUGCUGCGGGUGGUUAAAGUCUUGUCCGUUUUUGUGGCGGUAAAUGCGAGAAAUGUAAGUAUUUUUAGUAAGUAGGACCAUUGAUUUUGGGCGUAUUUUAAAAUUACUUUUUACAGAUGAAUGAGACCACAACGAUGAGAAAUUCAUCUUGUGAGGGAUGCCCCAAGGCAACGGCAUUGUUUUAUUACAAGUGUUGUUCAAAAGACGAGUGUUGUUUGUAUCUACAGGUAAGUUAAAGACGCUGUGGAACUUAGGUUUACGUUUCUAUUGUAGUUGCAUCAUUCGGCCUUCACCCGGUUCUAUUCUUACCCUACAAAGUUUAAAGAAAGAUUCUAAACUAGGUACUUUGGAAUUCGUACUGUUUUUUAUGGGAGGUUUCGUUAUAGAAAGGUUUUGUUGAAUGGGAGUUUUGGGUAUUUUCAACUUUUUUCCAAAUUGUGGAAUUUUCCUCAAAUAAUUUUUUUUGGCGCAAGAUUUGUACAGGGUGUCCAGAGAAAUGUGCCGGAAAGUUUUUGUCGAUUUCUUGGCGCUCAAUAAAGAUAUCCGAAAAAUUCUUUUUGCAGGAUAAAGAAGAAUUUGGGCGGUUUUUUGUCCGAAAGAAUCAUUUUCUCCGCCAGCGCGGAAGGCAGUGUAUUCGGCGGAGACUUUUGAUCGCUUUUUUGAUCAUCGCACCAACUUUAAACGCUUUAUUAUGACGCUGAAACUUCCGGAAAGUCUUCAAAUUUUUGACGCAAUAAAUCACACAGACAGCGACAUCGCAAUGCGAUCCCAUAUAGCGACUGCACGGUGCAGCCUGUCGCUGCAACACCAAUAAAGUCCGAGUGCACCGUGCGGAGGUUUGAAACAGCAAGGCAAAAAGAAAUUUGAACAAAAAAUAUUUUGUUGUUUUCUGGUGCACCAAGUGGUUUUCCGAUGUCUUAGCUUCUGCCAAAGCUUGGUGACAAAAUUUUCGAAGGCAUACGAAGCCAGCAGGGCGUUCUAGCCAGGCCAUAAAAAUUGUGUUGGACCAUGUCUUGUCCGCAGCUGAGUUAUGGCCUCCGCCGAUUCGGCGAGCGUCCGCCAUACCUUCGCCGAACACUUGGUAAACAUGAAAAUAUGCAAAUAUCUUUGUUUCAACCAUCAAAGUUCAUAAAAAAGCGUUUAAAGUUGGUGCGAUGAUCAAAAAAGCGAUUAAAAGUCUCCGCCGAAUACACUGCCUUCCGCGCUGGCGGAGAAAAAGAUUCUUUUGCACAAAAAACCGCCCAUAUUCUUCUUUAUCCUGCAAAAGGAAUCUUUCGGAUAUCUUGAUUGAGCGCCAAGAAAUCGACAAAAAAUUUCCGGCACAUUUCUCUGGACACCCUGUAGUACACUACUGCAUAUUGGUGCCAAAUAUGACGCUUUUCUACUGAUAACCAAAAAAGUUACAGUAAUUAUGUCCAGCACUGUAUCCACUUGCAUUAUUAACGCUGAUUCGAUCAAAAAGUCAGGUUAACUUCAAUUUUAAAAUACGUUGUCUACUUGAACAAUUGUUUAUGACACUAUAAAGUUUGAUCAAUCUUGUAGCUUGUAAACAAUCUUUCCGCUUUCUUCUGAAAGCAUCUCCUUUCCAUAGAUCAUAUGUGCACAGACUAUUUUACCGGAGCAUAAAAUAGAGGGCGAAUUAAGGUGAUGACUGUUCAAUAGUGAUACCCAAAAAUUAUUAGGUUCACGGCCUCUUAUCUUUUACAGUGGGGGACCUGAUCCAGUGACAAAAAACGUACCACUUUGCAUCCAGGAAGCAUCAAAAAAUGUGGCAAAAUACCGCCAUUUCCAAGUGAAAAAACUCAGAUUUCAAAAGCGCGCCCGCUCUUUUUGUGAGGGAAAUGGCGCGCUUUUGAAAUCUGAGUUUUUUGACUUGGGUAGGGAAGCAUUUUGCCACAUUUUUUGAUAGUUCCCGGAUGCAAAAUGGUACGUUUUUUGCCCCUGGAGAUCAGGGCCCCCACCGUACAAUGUUAUUUUACCGAUGACUUUUUUAUGCCCCCUGACUUGUAAAACUUUCAGAGCUGGCUCCUAAUGAUCCUAAUGGGACUGAUGUCAUUCGCGGCCAUCUGUUCGCUCCUCCAUUUUAUCAAAUUUAUCCUCCAUUGCCGGAGGUCCUCAACAGUUUCUGACUAUUAA
Messenger RNA from Bursaphelenchus xylophilus (pine wood nematode), 2136 nucleotides. NCBI's taxonomy places the organism in Eukaryota, Metazoa, Nematoda, Chromadorea, Rhabditida, Aphelenchoididae. The record is from the annotation of a GenBank genome assembly.